AACUACUCACGCUGUAGUCGCCGCCUCACUGCAGGGAAACAACAACGCGAAAAGUUGCAAGCACGCAUGUGGUUGCAAGGUUCAUUGUUGAAAUUUAUUUUCACAGUUUUAUAUGCAGACACUUCCACAGAGAUAUAUAAAUCAGUUUCGUGAAUGUGUGUUAUGUUUUUUUAUAAUUUGUAUUUACUACUGGUGUAACAUUCGGUUCAGAUAUACGGACGUAAUACAAGUUCGUGGUUCAACUCUUCAGACUUGGGCAGUUCUCGAUCAUCUUGACGAUGGCAUCAGACGGGGAACCCUCUUCGAAACAAGGAUCUUCCAAGAAGGCCAGGACUUUUGAUUUAGAGGCUAUUUUACACGAAACCAUAAAGACAGCUAAAGAAAGAUCCCAAUCCACAGCAGCUGAACAUGCUGAUGAUGAGGUAGCAUCAGAGGGAAAAAAGAGACCGUCCCUACAAAAGUCAAGAAAUAAUGAGACGUCGAGUAGUGGGAGUUCAAAUGAUUCAGACAGCAGUGACUCGGAUGAUUCAGGGAGUUCCUCAGAUGAACAGGAAAAUCACACAGAGCAGCAAGCAGGGAGAAAGAUUUCACCCAGGGACAAAACUAAAGUCAGUUCCAUCAAAAGUGUUUAUGUUACUGACUCUGGUGGUGAGAUUGGGCCACCAUUACCACCAGGCUAUGAAAAAGCAUUAGGAAAUAAAAGGGACUCUGGUGGUGAGAUUGGGCCACCAUUGCCGCCAGGCUAUGAAAAAGCAUUAGGAAAUAAAAGUGACUCUGGUGGUGAGAUUGGGCCACCAUUGCCACCAGGCUAUGAGGAGGGUAUGAUAGGUCCUCCAUCAGCAGCAGCAAGUGGAGAUGCAGCAUCAGAAACAGAAAGCAGUAAUGAAGAAGAUGAGGAGUCUCCUCAGGAUAAGAUCCCAGACAGUCAUGAGAUUGUGCUGGACCAUGGCAGUAAAGCUGUAUCAGCACUGGGGCUCGAUCCCUCUGGAGCUCGUCUCGUAACAGGCAGCUUGGACUAUGACGUAAAGUUUUGGGACUUUGCGGGAAUGGAUGCAAGUCUGCAGUCCUUCCGCACGCUGCGACCGUGUGAGAGUCACCAGAUAAAGGCACUGGAAUACAGCACUACAGGUGAUGUUAUCCUGGUGAUAUCUGGCAGUGCUCAGGCCAAGGUUAUUGACCGUGAUGGGUUUGAGAAGUGUGAGUGUGUAAAGGGAGAUCAGUACCUUGUUGAUCCAGCCAGCACAAAGGGCCAUACAGGAAUGUUGAAUGCUGGUUGCUGGAAUCCAAAGGUCCGUGAAGAGUUUAUGACUUGCUCUAUAGAUGGAACAGUGAGAAUAUGGGACAUCAACACACCACACAAACACAAAGGAAUAAUGAAGCCAAAGGGAACGGGAGGACGGCGGGUGAUCCCUACAGCAUGUGCAUACAGUAUUGAUGGUCGGUACAUGGCAGCAGCAUGUCAGGAUGGCUCCAUCCAGCUUUGGGAUCACAACAAGCACACAUUUGUAAAUGUUGCCAUGCACAACAAAAAUGCACAUGUCAAUGGCACAGACACGUCAUGUCUACGCUACUCCUAUGAUGGACGCCUAUUAGCUUCAAGAGGCGGAGACGGAACUUUGAAGCUAUGGGAUUUACGUAACUUCAGACAGCCUCUGCAGCAAGCUAAUGAUUUGCUAAACAUAUACCCAAUGACGGAUUGUGUCUUCAGUCCCGAUGACAGAAUGAUCAUCACAGCUGUAAGCAUGGACAAAGGAGGAGAGUAUGGAAAAGUUGUCUUUUUUGACAGAGAAACAUUCAACACAGUGUAUGAGAUGAAGAUACAAGGAACUAGUGCUGUGCGAUGUCUCUGGCAUCCCAAGCUGAACCAAAUGGUUCUGGGUUGUGGUGAUGGGCAGGUGCAUCUCUACUAUGACCCUAAGAAGAGCCACAGGGGAGCAAUGCUUUGUGUUGUACGGAAGAAGCACAAAGAGAAACAGACGGAGAUGGUUCUUGCCGAACACAUAAUUACACCAUAUGCCUUGCCGAUGUUCAGAGAAAGCCGACCAACCAGUACACGCAAGCAGGAGGAAAAACUACGCAAAGAUCCUGUGAAGAGCCAUCGACCCGACCUGCCUGUGCAUGGUCCUGGAACUGGCGGCAGAGUGGGAGCCAGAGGUGCUACACUGUCCCAAUAUGUUGCACAGUCAAUAGCAGCACGUAAGCCAGACCCUUACGAGAAAGAUCCUAGGGGAGCCAUCCUGCGUCAUGCCAAAGAGGCUGCUGAAAAUCCAUAUUGGGUUGAUACAGCAUACAAAAAAACUCAGCCAGUCCCAGUUUUUCAACCUCCAGAACCUGAAAAGGAUGACAAAGAUGAUGAACCUGUUUGGAAGAAGCAAAAGAUCGGGUGAAUAACAUUUGGCUAUAUCGCCAAGCAGGAGGUUAUAACUGUGACAAGCUCAAGGGGAAAGUAAGGCGCGUGGAUUUAUUUCCCUAAGACGCGCUUGGACUCCAGACUUUUCUCCUUUCAUGUUGGCGCCGCUGCCAUAACAUUGGCCAAGUAUAUCGGCAAAAUCUAGCCCCAGUGUUUUUAGCUCUUUUGCAAGGACAUCAGUCAGAUUCUCUCAAGCGGUUUACAAAACUGAAUUCCGCUUUAGCGUCUGUGAUUUAAAAAAUGCAAGCAUGCGUCUUUCUAAGCACGAAACAUCAGAAUCUCUCCUGGCAACAAUUAAAAAGUGGCCAGAACUUGAAUUAUGACUGGAUCAGAAAUGCACAGUGGACAAAAUCUAUCUAUCUAUUCUAUCUAUUCCUCUUCGUGCAUCAGGUUGCACAUAAGGCCUCAACCAGAGUCCGCCACCGAUGUCGAUCGGCUGAAACCCGCUCUAGGUGACCCCAUGUCCAGCCCUUUC
Pomacea canaliculata is the source of this 2885-nucleotide messenger RNA. Its product is annotated as WD repeat-containing protein 70-like. The coding region runs from base 279 to 2387 and encodes 702 amino acids. The transcript has 16 exons. Gene Ontology annotation, cellular component: site of double-strand break; nucleus. The record is from RefSeq and is a predicted model, not a curated record. NCBI's taxonomy places the organism in Eukaryota, Metazoa, Mollusca, Gastropoda, Architaenioglossa, Ampullariidae. Gene Ontology annotation, biological process: regulation of DNA double-strand break processing. Gene Ontology annotation, molecular function: protein binding.